AGUGCUUUCGCAUUAUUCACGGGAUAUCAGCAUCCACUGCUCCGCAUCUUAUCUACCGGAUGGAUCGAAGCUCAUAACGUCAGGUUCUGCUAGAUGAAAUGUGCGACAUCUGUGCCACUGUUGCCAAAGGUCAAGUUUCAGGCUUGUGAAUCUUUCAUGGUAUUACUAUUUGCGUGCCUUUCAUUGGUCCCUGGGAGUUGCGAAGGAUAUUCAGUCAGUGAUGAAAACCUGGUGUACCGGCUCAUCAAUACCGCCCAAGUUCUGCGAAGCUCGUGUCAACGACGAUACUCGUUCGGUUUCAUCAGCAUCAGCAUCAGCUCAACAGCUAUCGAUGUAUUGUCCUCGCAGAUUCACCUGCUCCGUACACUGGCAGUUAUGUUACCUAGGUGGAAAGUCCCGGUCAGUCCAAUAGACUCGUCCAGGAAAUAUGGUGAUCGAUGCUGCAACUGAUAAAACAACCGUUAAUCAACUCUUUUCCCUCAACG
Messenger RNA from Desarmillaria tabescens, 485 nucleotides. RefSeq lists its product as uncharacterized. Bases 94 to 450 code for a protein of 118 amino acids. The transcript is spliced from 3 exons. Lineage: Eukaryota; Fungi; Basidiomycota; Agaricomycetes; Agaricales; Physalacriaceae. The record is from RefSeq and is a predicted model, not a curated record.